Messenger RNA from Triticum dicoccoides, 4566 nucleotides. Its product is annotated as probable LRR receptor-like serine/threonine-protein kinase At3g47570. Gene Ontology annotation, molecular function: ATP binding; protein binding; protein kinase activity. Gene Ontology annotation, biological process: protein phosphorylation. The transcript is spliced from 2 exons. NCBI's taxonomy places the organism in Eukaryota, Viridiplantae, Streptophyta, Magnoliopsida, Poales, Poaceae. The coding region runs from base 435 to 3872 and encodes 1145 amino acids. The record is from RefSeq and is a predicted model, not a curated record.
GUCACCGGUCUUAUAUAGACUACCGAUCCACUGAUCACACCGGAUCAAGCAUGGAUGCAAGUAGUGGAUCAGUACUUUAUUAUACAGCCAAGGGAGUAGUUGCGUAGAGUAAUACUGAUCCAAUGUCCACAUGUACAUCAAGAAUUCCAGGAAUGGAUAUGAAACUAGCGGGCGACUAUAAAGAUGCACCGGAUGAAUCACAUCAAUCACAGAAUCAAACGUCUCAAUCCACCUUACCAUUCCCCACGGCGCCUGCAUCACCAUCGUGCUGCUUCUUGUGCUGCGCACAGCUCACCGUCCGUGGAGUCGCGUCGUAAGUGCUGGUGCCGCGAAAGGACGACUAGCACGCUACAGCUCCCCAGUGAGUUCUCCCUGCCCUCUUGUUCGAGAGCCUGAUCAGUCGUGGGUCCAUUCCUCCACGAAACUGUCCAAGUAUGUGUGGUAGAAAACGUAUGCAUCCUCUUGGCACUCUCAGUUCCACACUUCCCCUAGUCCUUGUCCUCUGCUCCCUUGUCCAUGCAUCUUCAUUAGGUGCUACGGCACUCCAAAAUGAUUCGAACACCGAUCUCCAUGCUCUCCGCUGCCUUAAACUCCAUCUCACCAGCUCUGCUAGACUCCUAGCCUCCUGGGAAAAUGAUUCGCUGCAGUUCUGCGGUUGGUCCGGUGUUACUUGCAGCAAGAGACACGCAUCUCGUGUCGUUGCACUGGACCUCGAGUCCCUUGACCUCAAUGGACAGAUACCGCCUUGUGUAGGCAAUCUCACUUUCCUCAGGAGAAUCCACAUCCCAAACAAUCAACUUACUGGCCAAAUACCACCUGAACUUGGCCGUCUAAAUAGGCUGCAGUACCUUAACCUCAGCACAAAUCAUCUUACUGGCACUAUCCCGAGCACUCUGUCUUCAUGCUUUCACCUUCAAAUUAUUGAUCUUGGGAGUAACUCCCUUCAUGGUGAAAUCCCCCCAACCCUGAGCCGGUGUUCACAUAUCCAACAGCUCAACUUGGAUCACAACAUGCUCAGUGGAGGCAUCCCACAAGGGUUGGGGAUGCUACAAAACCUUUCGGUUUUGGAUCUUGCUAGCAAUAGUCUGACAGGCGACAUCCCACUUUCACUUGGAAGCAGUUCUUAUCUUCAUUCUGUUGUUCUCACAAACAAUAGCCUCACAGGACCUAUCCCACCUCAUCUAGCGAAUAGUUCAUCACUUCAACUUUUAUCCUUGACAAGAAAUAGCCUGGGUGGAGAGAUUCCUUCUGCGCUGUUUAACAGCACGUCACUUCAAAAGUUAUCACUAGGACUGAACAACUUUGUUGGGUCCAUACCAGCUUCGUCAAACAUUGAUUCACCCUUACAAUACCUUAUCUUGCAAUCAAAUAAUCUUUCUGGCACCAUACCUCCUUCUUUAGGGAAUUUUUCUUCACUUCGCCUCCUCUCGCUAGCAGAUAAUAAUUUCCAAGGUAGAAUCCCGAUGAGUAUAGGCAAUAUUCCAUACCUGCAAGUACUAGAUCUCACUUACAACUUCUUGUCAGGGACUGUCCCUGGCACUCUCUACAACAUGUCAGCACUUACAUACCUUGGCAUGGGUACAAACAUACUUGUAGGGGAAAUUCCAUAUAACAUCGGGUAUACCCUUCCAAAUAUCCAGACUUUGAUUAUGCAAGGAAACCAAUUCCAAGGCCAAAUCCCCACUUCACUAGCCAACACAACAAAUCUUCAGAUGAUCAACCUCCGAGAGAAUCAAUUCCAUGGUAUUGUUCCUUCUCUUGGGACUCUUCUUAGUCUAGUCGAUCUAGAUCUAGGUGGAAAUCAACUUGAAGCAGGAGAUUGGUCUUUCUUAUCCUCAUUGGCCAAUUGCACACAACUGGUGAAGUUGCGUUUGGAUGAAAAUAACCUUCAGGGUGUCAUGCCCAAUUCCAUUGGAAGCCUUUCAAAAAGCUUAGGGUUACUGUUAUUGAGAUCAAAUAAAAUAUCUGGCAUUAUACCACAGGAGAUACAGUACUUGACAAGCCUCGAACUUCUUUACAUGGACCACAACUUGCUUACUGGAUAUAUUCCUGAAUCACUUGGAAAUCUUCCAAACUUGUUUGUCUUAAGCUUGUUCAAGAACAAACUUUCCGGAUCAAUUCCGCUUUCUGUUGGUAAUCUGAGUCAACUGAGCGAGCUCUAUUUACAAGAAAAUAAUUUGAGUGGUCCUAUCCCAGGAGCCUUAGCAGGCUGCAAAAAGUUGGAACUACUGAACCUCUCUUGUAACAGCUUUGAUGGGAGAAUACCAAAGGAGCUCUUUACUCUUGUUUCCCUUUCCCAGUGUCUGGACUUGUCUCACAACCAACUCUCUGGACAGAUACCUCUGGAGAUUGGCAGCCUGAAAAAUCUUGGGCCACUGAAUAUUUCCCAUAAUCAACUGUCUGGACAAAUACCCCCCACUCUAGGUCAGUGCGUCCAUUUGGAGUCCCUCCACAUGGAGGAUAACCUGUUUCAUGGGAAAAUCCCUCACUCGUUAGUAAAUUUGGGAGGAAUCAUUGAGAUGGAUCUAUCUCAAAACAACUUAUCUGGUGAAAUCCCUGACUUCUUUAAGUUCUUUAAGUCUAUGAAGCUUCUCAAUUUGUCCUUCAACAAUCUCGAAGGUCCAGUACCAGCAGAUGCAAUAUUUCAGAAUGGAAGCAAGGUUUUCAUUCAAGGGAACGUGAAGUUAUGUAUCAGCAUUCCAUUGCUGCAGCUGCCAUUUUGCAAUGCAGAGGCACCCAAACAAAGGAAUGUCUCCAGCAUUUUCAAGAUGGUAGGAUUUACAGUUCUUUCUUUGGUCCUGUUAUCAUGCUUUGCAACCAUUAUUUUGAAGAAGAAAAAGAAAAUCAAACAAGAAGCUCAUCCAUCCUGCAAAGAGUUGAAGAAGUUCACAUAUGCAAAUUUAGUGAGAGCAACAAAUGGUUUCUCACCAGAUAACUUGGUCGGUUCAGGAAAAUAUGGGUCUGUGUACAGAGGUAGAAUUGAAUCUGAAGAACAUGAAGUUGCCAUCAAAGUUUUCAAACUCAAUCAACUCGGAGCACCAAAAAGCUUCAUUGCUGAGUGCAAGGCGUUGAGAAACACUCGUCACAGGAAUCUUAUAAGGGUGAUUACAGCAUGCUCAACCAUUGAUCCAACAGGACAUGAUUUCAAAGCUAUUGUUCUUGAAUAUAGUGUUAACGGCGACCUGGAAAGUUGGCUCCAUCCAACAGUCCAUGAGGUUGGUCAGAGAAAGCCAUUGAGUUUCGGUACAAGAAUAGUAAUAGCAGUGGACAUAGCUGCUGCUUUGGAUUACCUCCAUAACCAAUGUGUGCCUCCUAUGGCACACUGUGAUCUGAAGCCUAGCAAUGUCCUUUUGGAUGAUUUCAUGGGCGCCCGUGUUGGCGAUUUUGGGUUGGCUAAGUUUCUGCAUAGUCAUAAUUCUUCGGACAUUCAUAGUUCUACAAGCUUAGUGGGGCCAAGAGGAUCGGUUGGAUACAUUGCACCAGAAUAUGGCUUUGGGAGCAAAAUCUCUACUGAGGGCGAUGUAUACAGCUAUGGAGUCAUCAUCUUAGAAAUGCUAACAGGAAAGCGCCCAACUGAUGAGAUGUUUAAAGAUGGCCUGAGCCUUUACAAAUUUGUUGAAAAAUCAUUUCCUCAAAAGAUUGAGGAGAUUCUAGACCCUAGAAUAGUUCCAGGUUAUAGGGAUGAAGGUGAAGAUGCAGGCGGUGAUUUAGACCGGGAAACUCAUCCAAUGGUUGCAAUGAACUGCAUCAUAAAGCUCAUUGAGCUUGGGUUGUUGUGCUCUGCAGAGACACCUAAAGAUCGGCCAACUAUACAGCACAUAUACAAUGAAGUUAUCACAAUCAAAGAAUCACUCUCAGAAUUGCAUGGCUGAGGAAAAGGAAAAAUGCAUACGAUGCCUUGAAGAAGACUAGUUUUACGUUUCCUGACUAAAAGUACUUGUUUUGUCCAAAAGGAAAAGUCUCUUGUGAUGCUUUCCCUACCCUGCCCCUCCCCUGUAUCUUGUGAUUUUUCUUUUACUUUGCCGCACCGAACCGGCACCACUGUAAACCCUACCUAUCUUAAUAUAAUGAAGCAGGCCAGCUGCAUUCGUCCAUUUUUUUUAUUGUGUAUGCAAACUUGAACCAACCUAGCUAUAUGGGCUGGUUAACCUCCUAAUAUUCCAAAAUCAGGCUGAAUCACACCCUAGUACUGUACACACAACAUAACCUCAUUUUCACUGACCUGGAUGGAUGUACAAAGGGGCGGUGGCUGCUCUGAAACCUUUGGUCGAACAGGUGGUGGGCGUUCAUGCCCAUCCAGGGGCGCCGCUCGCAGUUGGACCUACAGGCAAGCACACCGUUGGUGGAGGGCGCGAGCGCCUGGUCGGCCACUGGUCUUUCUCACGGUCCGCGCACAACGAUCCUGCAUCUAGAAGCAUCCUCGAAAUCGGGUUCAAGGUCAGGACUCAGGAAUGAAGACAGCAAGAGGGUAGUAACAUGCUGCGAAAGCAACUACUCCCUCCGUUCCUAAAUAUAAGUCUUUGUAGAGAUUCCAAUAAGAGACUACAUACGGAGCAAAAUGAAUGA